AUGGAUCGCGCACAGUUUCGCACUGCGGCUCACUCGGCCAUCGAUGAUAUCCUCAAUUACUUCGACACCGUCCCCGAGCGCCGAGUCCUCCCCGCCGUUGACCCGGGAUACCUUCGUCCUCUAAUUCCUGAGAAUCCACCCGCCGAAGGUGAAGCGUGGGCGGAGAUCCAGGAGGAUGUCGAUUCCAAGAUCAAGCCGGGCCUGACACAUUGGCAGUCGCCCAACUUCAUGGCGUACUACCCCGCCAGUGUGACCUAUCCGAGUAUUCUGGGUGAGAUGUAUUCCGCGGCGUUUACGGCCCCGGCAUUCAACUGGCUGUGUUCGCCCGCCUGCACCGAGUUGGAGACAAUCGCGAUGGACUGGGUUGCCCGGGCAUUGACUCUACCGGAAUGCUUCCUGAGUACCUCGGAGAACCGCGGCGGCGGCGUGAUCCAGAACAGCGCCAGUGAUGCGAUCGCAACGAUGAUGGUGGCGGCCCGGGAGAGGCGAGUGCGGGAGAUGGUGUUGGUCGAGGGUCUCCAGGAGGGCACAACUGAAUACGAAGAGCGGAAGAUGGACCUCCAGCCGCGCUUGGUGGCCAUCGCGAGUGACCAGACGCACAGCAGUGCGGCCAAGGGCGCAUUGAUCGCGGGGACUCGCUUCCGCAGCGUGACGACGGGUCUGGAGAACAACAUGGAGAUGACCGCCUCGCGCCUGCGCGAGGUGUUGGAGAAGUGUGACCGGGACCGGCUGACUCCCUACCAUCUAACCGUGACCUUUGGCACCACCAACACCUGCAGCGUUGACCGUUUUGCUGAAAUCAAGGCAGUGCUGCAGGAGAAGCCGGCAUGGCAGCGGAUCUGGGUUCAUGUCGAUGCUGCGUACGCCGGCGCAUCGCUGGUAGCCGACGAGUGGCAGUACAUUGCCAAGGACUUUGCGGAGGGAGUCGACAGCUUCAACAUGAACAUGCACAAGUGGCUGUUGGUGAACUUCGAUGCCAGCGUCCUGUUCGUGCGCAACCGUCUCGAUCUCACCAACGCUCUCGAUAUCACCCCGACAUACCUGCGCAACCCCUACUCGGACAUGGGCACGGUGAUCGACUACCGCAACUGGUCCAUCUCUCUCGGCCGGCGCUUCCGGGCCCUGAAGAUCUGGUUCGUCAUGCGCAGUUACGGUCUGAACGGCAUGAAGGCGCACAUUCGCAAGACCAUCGAGCUCGGCAACGUCUUUGCCGACCUCGUUCGGGGUCGGUCGGAUCUGUUCGAGAUCGUCACCAAGCCGGCUUUCUGCCUAACGGUCUUCCGCAUUAAAAACCCACAGGCAUUCUGCGAGUCCGAGUCCGACGGUGCUGCUGUCUGCCGGAAGGACGAGGUGGCCGACAGGAUCACCAAGAAGGUCUACGAGCUGAUCAACGCGCGGGGCGAGAUCUUCAUCACAUCCACGGUCGUUGACGGGGUGUACGUGAUCCGCGUGGUGAGUGCUAAUCCGAUGGCGGAGGAAAAGUACGUGCGAAAUGCAUUCGACAUCCUCGUUCGGACGACGGACGAAGUUCUGCAACAGAAAUAG
Messenger RNA from Penicillium cinerascens, 1545 nucleotides. Its product is annotated as putative aromatic-L-amino-acid decarboxylase. Gene Ontology annotation, biological process: amino acid metabolic process. NCBI's taxonomy places the organism in Eukaryota, Fungi, Ascomycota, Eurotiomycetes, Eurotiales, Aspergillaceae. The transcript is spliced from 3 exons. The record is from RefSeq and is a predicted model, not a curated record. Gene Ontology annotation, molecular function: pyridoxal phosphate binding; carboxy-lyase activity. The coding region runs from base 1 to 1545 and encodes 514 amino acids.